AUGACGGAUCGUAACCAACAAAAUUGUCUGUCUUGCAGUACACUAUCACCUGAGUAUUGCUUUAUGCAUAGAAUGGACGUCAUGUCACAGAAAUGUCUAUCAAUUAAUCCACUUCACAACGGACAAAUUUAUCCUACAUUGAAAUCUAAUUUAUAUCCAACCUUACCAUCUCAUGAGGGUAACAUGGACAACGUCAGGAUUGUUGUUGGAGCUCUAGAUAAGAAAUCAGCAAAUCUGUCUGCCAGCAAGAAAUCCAAAACGCCGGUCCCAAAUGAUCGCAAAGAUGACAAAUAUUGGGACAAAAGGAAACGAAAUAAUGAAUCGGCUAAACGCUCUCGCGAAGCAAGAAAGUUAAAAGAUAACCAAGUUGCCUCACGUGCUACUUGGUUAGAAGAAGAAAAUGUUAAAAUAAAAGCAGAAAAUGCCGCUUUACGUGAAGAAUUAGCUUGUUGGCGUUAUUACUUUAGUCAGCCUUUUUCAGCUCAGUCCAAUCCUAAGCCUAUUUCUGGUAUACCGCUGAAACCUUAUCUAUUUUAA
Trichoplax adhaerens is the source of this 537-nucleotide messenger RNA. RefSeq lists its product as uncharacterized. The record is from RefSeq and is a predicted model, not a curated record. NCBI's taxonomy places the organism in Eukaryota, Metazoa, Placozoa, Uniplacotomia, Trichoplacea, Trichoplacidae. Gene Ontology annotation, biological process: regulation of transcription by RNA polymerase II. Gene Ontology annotation, cellular component: nucleus. The transcript is spliced from 2 exons. Bases 1 to 537 code for a protein of 178 amino acids. Gene Ontology annotation, molecular function: RNA polymerase II cis-regulatory region sequence-specific DNA binding; DNA-binding transcription factor activity, RNA polymerase II-specific.